GCGAAUUUUGUUCAUUCCGGGUAUCCGUAGUGUAAUCAGAAAGUGGUGCAGGAGUAAGUAACUGACAUUGAACUUUCAUAAAGGUGGUGCUUUAAGCAUCCUUUGGAGUUAAAUCGGAUAAGUAACCAGGAGCAAUGUGAUGAGACUCCAACCAGACAUGGGGCAUCAGGAUGGUCCGAGGGGCAGAAGAGGCCAGCAUCUCAAUCCCACGACCAACAUGUAACUCAGAGGGACAGAUUUGGGGGGGGGGAGAGAGAGAGAAAGAAAACACAUGUUGUUAGCGAGUUCCUCAUGCUGAGUACCAAGCAUCUAGCUGAUGUGGGCUACCGCGUCUUCUCUGGGUCCAUGAUGCUGCUGACCCUGUAUGGAGGCUACCUGUGCACCCUGCGUGGCUACCGCUAUGUGCAGAGACAGAAGCAGCUCCAACUGGCUGCACAGAAUCAGAGCAUUGACCCUGAGAUAGUCAAGGACUGAUCAUCUGUUCAUCCAGGAACAUACAGGCUGUUUCAUCUCCUUUCAUUAUGAGAGCUCACCCACUCUUCUCUAUGGAUAGCAAAUGAAAUGGUGUGUAAAAUAUACACACACUGUAAAAUAAAUAUUUUUUAAAAUGUCUGUUGUAAUAUUAAAUGGAGUACAAAUAA
Molecule: messenger RNA, 641 nt
Organism: Neoarius graeffei (lesser salmon catfish)
Lineage: Eukaryota; Metazoa; Chordata; Actinopteri; Siluriformes; Ariidae
Product: cytochrome c oxidase assembly protein COX14 homolog
Exons: 3
Coding region: 292-474 (60 amino acids)
Source: RefSeq, a predicted model, not a curated record